Messenger RNA from Cylindrotheca closterium, 1677 nucleotides. NCBI's taxonomy places the organism in Eukaryota, Bacillariophyta, Bacillariophyceae, Bacillariales, Bacillariaceae. The record is from the annotation of a GenBank genome assembly.
AUGAUUCACCGUUUGCUGUCGUUUGUCUUCAUUCUCUUGUGUCUGGCGUCGGAAAGUAUGGUCACCGGCUUUGUUCCAUCGCCCACAGCAACGGCUACCACGAAACAUGCUCUUCACGCCACCAAGAAUAAACUGCGAUCUAAGUCGAACGAUAAGGAAAUUAAACAAGACAGGGACAAUAGAAUGGUAAAGACUGAGGACUUGCAGUACACCAAGGACACGAUGAAAAUGGUGGACAAGAAGAAGAAGAAACAAAUGGUGGACAAACAACAACGACAAGUCGACCCCUCCUCCCAGCUGCAGUCCCUCGAUAAGUAUCAUUUUACGACCAAGAGCAACAAGGAACUCAUUUUUGACGAACGCACUGGUCGAUUCUUUGAAACCUCGAUUCGUCCUGGCAGUCUGCAUCAGCUUUGGCAAGAGUAUUUGCACGAAGGUGAAAAGGACGACGACGACGAAGCUAUCAUGAUGAUGGACCAACGAGCUCCACCAGCUGCUGCCUUUUCUUCCAACGAUAUGAUUUCAACCGAAAUUCUUUUUGGAACUCCUGGAUCAUCGUCCAAUUCAUUAUUGCCACUCCUACUAGCAGAAGACGACGAAGAAGAAUGUCUAGUAGUGCACACUCCCUACCAAGAUUCUUGUGAGCCAGCUCCAUGGAAUGACGACGAGAAAGAAAUUACCAGCAGCAAGAAAAAAAAGCGAAAGGGACCAAAAACCAUGAAUGAUAAUGAUGAUACCUGGUCACCUCUAACCAUUGUAGAAGAAUGCUACAAGGCUUGGAAUCAACGAGAUAUGGUUGCUGUUUCCAAGUGUUUCGUCAAGGAGAAUCUGGAAUAUCGCGACUACCAGUAUUUAGGCGCAAUGACAAAUCGUCAACAAGUGGAGGAGCACUUUACGCAACAAGCCAAUCUAUUGCCUCGCAAUUGUCAAAUUGUUUUGGAUCAUUUGGCGUACAAUGUGGAAACCAACAAGAUUGCCACCCAAUGGCACGUGGCUCGUCGCGAUGGAUCUACGGUCAAGUUUACCAAAGGAUGUUCGUUUUAUACUUUGGACCAAAGAUCCGGUCUCAUUCAAAGUGGCUACCGGGUGAGUGAAAUGGUGGUCAAGCCCAAUCGGGACGUCGUCAAUGCCUUGUUGUCUCGAGCACCAACACAACGUUCGGGAUCUACGGCUACUACUCCUGCAAAAACUGCUGGUCAAGAUGACUCGUCGUCGUGCAUCGUCCAAAGGUACUUUGAUGCUUGGAACCGGCGAGACAUGGAGGCUGCCUUGGAGUGUCUAGAUGUUGAUUGUGUCUACCAAACCGAAGAUUCCGUCUUUUGUGGGACCUUGCAAGGCAAAGAGGACAUUCGAGAGCAUUUGAUUCAAAAUGCAAACGUCUUGCCGGCGUCUGCAAAGAUUGUGCUGGACGAUUUGGCGGUGGAUACUAGCCGUAAUAAUUUUGCUGCUGCUACUGCUGCUGUCAGUAGUAUUGGAACGACAAUUGGAAGCCGAUGGCACCUGGAAGUCAAUGGAGUUGCACUGCCCAAUUUGCAGGGUUGUUCCAUGUACACGACAGAUCCUGAUACUGGAAAGAUCAUCACUGCUUUGGAGAUUACGGAAGCUCCUGUCAAGUUACCAAGGGAAGCCUUGCCGUUGUUCUGGGCACCAGCAGUAGCCCUUUUUGAUUGGAAUUGA